AUGUCUCUCUGGGUCGACAAGUACCGACCUCGCUCCCUCGAUGAGCUGCAUUAUCACCCUGAACUUUCCUCUAGAUUACGUUCAUUGGCUGCUUCAGGCGAUUUCCCCCAUAUCCUCUUCUACGGUCCAUCAGGAGCGGGUAAAAAGACAAGGAUCAUGUGUACACUACGAGAAUUGUAUGGUCCAGGUGUAGAGAAGUUAAGAAUCGAUCAAAGAGUUUUCGUCACUCCUUCCAACAGGAAGUUAGAUGUGAACGUUGUGCAGUCGAACUACCAUAUCGAAUUGACACCUUCGGAUGUGGGAAUGUACGAUCGAGUGGUCAUCCAAGAUAUCCUCAAGGAGAUCGCUCAGACUCAACAGGUAGAUUUAAAUGCGAAACAGCGAUUCAAGGUCGUCAUUAUAAACGAAGCUGAUGCAUUGACCCGAGAUGCUCAAGCGGCACUUAGAAGGACGAUGGAGAAGUACAUGAACAAUAUGCGAUUGAUACUUUGUGCCAACAGUACGAGUAAGAUCAUCGCACCGAUUAGAAGUAGAUGCCUGUUGGUUAGAGUAGCUGCGCCAAGCGAUGAUGAGAUGACCAAAGUCCUCCAACACGUAGCUAAAAAAGAACGUUUCUCCCUUCCUUCACCAGUCACCAAAUCGAUCCUUUCAACCUCCCAGGGUAACCUCAGGAAAGCACUACUAGUGUUUGAAGCCAUGAAAAUGCAGAAACCCGAUUUGACAGGUGAUAUAGAAGUUGCUAAACCCGAUUGGGAAACUUAUUGUUCAAAGAUCGCCGAUUCAAUCAUUCAAGAACAAAGUGCUCAGAGGCUGUUAGAUGUGAGAGGGAAAAUAUAUGAAUUGUUGAGUCAUUGUAUACCGCCGACGGUAGUUUUGAAAACAAUAUCAGAAAGAAUAGUGGAUAAAGUUGAUGACGCUCUGAAACCGCAAAUAGUCCAUUGGGCAGCUUACUAUGAAUUGAGAAUGAGGAUGGGCUCAAAGAAGAUCUUCCAUCUCGAAGCGUUCAUCGCCAAGGUUAUGACUGUAUAUAAGCAAUUCAAUAUGAUUGGCUAUACCGAAGAUUACGAAUAG
Molecule: messenger RNA, 1071 nt
Organism: Kwoniella botswanensis
Lineage: Eukaryota; Fungi; Basidiomycota; Tremellomycetes; Tremellales; Cryptococcaceae
Exons: 12
Coding region: 1-1071 (356 amino acids)
Biological process (GO): DNA repair; DNA-templated DNA replication
Cellular component (GO): Ctf18 RFC-like complex; DNA replication factor C complex; Rad17 RFC-like complex
Molecular function (GO): DNA clamp loader activity; ATP hydrolysis activity; DNA binding
Source: RefSeq, a predicted model, not a curated record